AUGAUUAACAAUUUUAAAUCACCACAGUCGAAUGAUCCGAUUAAGAAGCUGCAGAAUUUGCUGAACAACUGCCUCUACUCCGUCGUUGACGUGCUGAGCAAUUUAUCUUACCAAGGGGAGCCAAAGGAGCUGGAAGUUGUUCCGGAGGAGGAAAGCGAAUAUGCUUACUUUGUGAACUUGCUCAAGGAAAGGGCCGACGAGAUUGAGCGGGAGAAUGGGGAAGCGGUAGAAGAAGUACAGGCGGAGGUGAAGGGGGAGGUAGAAGAGGAGGCAAAAGAGGAGGAAAAAGAGGAGGUGAAAGAGGAGGUGAAAGAGGAGGCAAAAGAGGAGGUGAAAGAGGAGGCAGAAGAGGAGGUAAAAGAGGAGGUGAAGGGGGAGGUGAAAGAGGAGGUGAAAAAAGAAGCAAAAGAAGAAGCAAAAGAAGACGUCAAAGAAGACGGCAAAGAAGCGCACGAUGAAGCGCAGGAGGCGAAAGACGCGGGGGAGGGAGAGCCGGAGAAGGACGGCCAAACGGACGAAUCGGAGGACCCCUCGAGCGAAGAAACGAGCGAUGAGUCGUACACAGAGUCAAGCGAUUUAUCGGAUGAACGAUCCAACGAUGAUACACUGGACAGAAAAGAAACGGACGACGAGCAGACACAACGCUCCGUGGAGGAAGGACCCCCCAAGAAGUAUUUUGUCAAACCCUAUUUUGAACCACCCCUGCAGGAAGAAAUCCUGGACCGAGUGGAACGAAUGAAACUGAUUUUAAAAAUGAUCGACUCUUGCAUAGAGGAGCUGCCCGAUUCGUUGAUGAUCGAAGAAGAGAAGUGCCAGGAAAUGAAGGCCUUGCAAAAACGGAAGGAUGACUCCAAGGAGGAGUUAAAAAGGCUCUACAGCGAAUACGACGCCAUAUACAGUUACGUCACGGAUAACCUGCGGAACAUUAUUAUUAACACGGAGUGA
Molecule: messenger RNA, 945 nt
Organism: Plasmodium cynomolgi strain B
Lineage: Eukaryota; Apicomplexa; Aconoidasida; Haemosporida; Plasmodiidae
Exons: 3
Coding region: 1-945 (314 amino acids)
Source: RefSeq, a predicted model, not a curated record